GGACACCAAAACACUGGUUGUGGUAGACAGACAUGGAUAACGUUUUGUUUUGAUUCUUCUCUGGAUACUCGAGCAUUUUCUGAAAGAGAUUUUAUUUGGUACUCCUACGGACAUCAUGAGUUCGCGGCUGUGCAAGACUUGCGGGUGCUCAGACAUCGAUGUCGACCAAGCCCGCGGCAGCGCUGUGUGCAUGAGCUGCGGCUCUGUGCUGGAGGACAACAUCAUUGUGUCUGAGGUCCAGUUCGUGGAAAACAGCGGUGGCGGUUCGUCAGCCGUCGGACAGUUCGUCUCAGCUGACGGCCCAGCGAAGGCCCCUGUCCUUGGGAGUGGCUUCCACACCAGUCUGGGAAAGGAGUCCCGCGCGCAGACCCUGCAGAACGGGAAACGGCAGAUCCAUAACCUGGGCAGCCAGCUGCAGCUGAACCAGCACUGCCUGGACACGGCCUUCAACUUCUUCAAGAUGGUGGUCAGCAAGCACCUGACGCGCGGGCGCAAGAUGACCCACGUCAUCGCCGCCUGCCUGUACCUGGUCUGCCGCACGGAGGGCACCCCCCACAUGCUCCUGGACCUGAGUGACCUCCUCCAGGUGAAUGUGUAUAUCUUGGGAAAGACCUUCCUGCUGUUGGCAAGGGAGCUGUGCAUCAACGCUCCUGCUGUUGACCCAUGUCUGUACAUCCCCCGCUUCGCCCACUUGCUGGAAUUCGGAGAGAAGACCCACGAGGUUUCCAUGACGGCGCUGCGGUUGCUACAGAGAAUGAAGCGGGAUUGGAUGCACACGGGGCGCAGGCCGUCUGGGUUGUGUGGUGCAGCCCUGCUGGUUGCCGCCCGCAUGCAUGAUUUCCGGCGCACGGUGAAAGAGGUCAUCUCCGUGGUGAAGGUGUGCGAGGCCACGCUGAGGAAGAGGCUGACAGAGUUCGAGGACACCCCCACCAGUCAGCUGACCAUCGAUGAGUUCAUGCGGGUGGAUUUGGAGCAAGAGUGCGACCCGCCGUCCUUCACGGCCGGCCAGAGGAAGAACCGACUACAGCAGCUGGAACACGAGCUGGCUCAGAAACUGGACGAAUAUCAAGGGGAGAUCAGCUCGUACCGCGAUGAGAUCGAGACGGAACUGGAGAACAGCAGGCCCAAGCCUCGAGGGAUUUACGCGGCAUACGCCAAGCAAGCUGCUCCGAGUGCAGAGCCGGAGAGCGACAGCCUCUCUCUGUCCCUGAGCUUGGUGGGAGACGAGGAAGAGGAGGACGAAGAGCUGGAGGCAGCCGCCGAGCACCUGGGCCAGGAGAUCAUCAGCCAGGUGCUGCCCGAGCUGAAGGGGGGCUCCCGGAGCGCCACGCCGCAGGGCCAGGAGGAGGACGGCGGUGGUGGGAGCACAGGUGGAGGUGGAGGAGGUGGAGGUGGAGCAGCCCCCCGGAGGAUAAACCUGCCCCUCAUGUCGUUCCUCGGCCCUCUGCCGUCGGCCGCCAGCCUGGGCCUCAAGGAGUCCUUCCGGGAGUGCAUCACCAAGGCAGAGCAAGAUGACAAGUCGGACAGUGGAGAACUUGACCUGGAUGGCAUCGAUGAGGAGGAAAUUGAGAAGUACAUCCUGAGCGAGAAGGAAGUGACUGUGAAAACGGAACUGUGGAUGAAACAGAACGAGGAGUACCUGCAAGAACAGAAAGAAAAAGAGGAAAGAAUCGCCAAGGAGAAAGAACUGGGAAUUUAUAAAGAGAAGCCCAAGAAAUCGUCCAAGAAACGCGAGCCAAUCCGGGCCAACACGGCCGAGGAGGCCAUCGAGAAGAUGCUGGAGAGGAAGAAGAUCUCCAGCAAGAUCAACUACGACGUCCUGCGCGACCUCAACAGCAAGGGCAGCAGCGGCAGCAGCCCUUCCCACGCCUCCGAGGACGCCGCCUCCACCACCGGCACCGCCACCGGCCGCAAGAGGCUGACGCGGCGCAAGAAGCAGCCCAGCAAGAGCAACCUCGGCCUGGCCAAACCCGCCAGCCUCAUGGGCAAAAGACUCCGGCCGUUGAUCGCCUCGUCGUCCAAAAAGAAGCGAACUCUUUCUGAGACGGUCGCCAGUCCUCUGCCGUCACCGCUGGCCGCCACGACGCAGGAGACGCGCGCUCCGAGCCUGCCCUCGCUGCCCUCGCUGCCCACGCUGCCCUCGCCCCCGCAGGUGCUGGAGAGCGGACCCGUGGCGCCCGACGAGCCGGACGAGGAAGAGGAGGAGGAAGAGGAAGCAGAAGCAGAGGAGCCCUGCGUGAGCGCCAUCCAGCUGAUGGGAGGGAACGAAUAUGGCUGUGAUGCAGAAGAAGAGGAGGUCUUUUAGCCUCUGAUGUUUUUGUAUUCUACUUUAAUUACUUUUUUUUUCUUUUUUUUUUAAAAAAAAAACUGUUGCAGUUGUUCUACUGCUAUGAGUUGAACUUUGUGUUCGACCUCUCUCACUGUCCAGAGAAGACAGGGCACUAUGUCCAGCCCCACUGUCCUUGCCUUUCUCGGCGAUAGGCUUUGACAUGCCCAGGCUAGUGGUUUUGGCCUCUCUUUGAUUACAGCGCGACUCCUGGUUGGCCAGAUGAGAUUGGGUACACGUACGAUUUCUCAGCCUCGAAAUGAGCGGGCAGGAUUGAGAAAGCCCCAGCAACAAAAUGGGACCAUGCUCCAUCCAGAUCAAGCGAUAACCUUACCACCGGCCUGGAAAUGAAAGAACGAUUUUCCACAAAUUGAAAUGCCUUGAGUUAUCUGUGGAGGUAGAUUUUGUAUUGCACCGUUCAAGUAACAAGCAACACACAUGCACACACACACACACACACACACACACACACACACACACACACACACACAGUUUAGUUUAGUUUAGCUUAGCUUGGCAAAAGCCUCCCAAUGAAAUUUGUUUCCAUGGCGGUAUGGAGAUGGCUCCAUCUACAAAAGCUAGUCCACCACAGCAGUGAGCAAUGAGCAUGGCCAGCCGUGACGCUGGAUUAGCGCUUGACCUUUCAGGGAAGCUAAAAGUUUAGCAACUUCAAUCCGAUUUGUCGAGAUGAGGGGAAAGAGUGCAGUGAGGUACAUACAGAGUGGUUGAAUUCAGGAAAACAGUGGAAAGAAACUCCAAUCAGGUUUAAUCCAAGUGCACGGUGCAGAUAGGCGAGCAAUGCAUUUCAGAUGCGUUUGAUUUUGUUUACUGAUGUUAGGUUUUGUUUCGUUACUGAUUCUAGCUUGCUUAGCUUAUCUUAGCUUAGCCUAGCAACUACCUCCCCAUGAAAGAGGCUGAGAAGAGGCUUCAUUCAUUAAACCUAGUGUACCAUAACAAAGAGCGGGCCUGUCUUCAGAACUCCACUGUAGUACCACCGGAUAAAUCCUGUUCCCUCACUGGACUUCCUGAUUAUGUCCAGCAGCGACCUACAGUACAUCGAAUCAAACACACAAAACGCGUAAACUCUGUCCACUGGGUCUGCCGAUUGGUGGGCCAUCACAGACACGAUCAAUCAAUCUAUGAGAGCAGUUGAUCACAGUCACAGUUUCCCACAAUUACAGUCAUGUAAGGGAAACUGUGAGAAGGAAACUCCGUUGGGUCCCUGUGUAAAAACAAAUUGGAGAUUGUCAUUGCUGUGCAGCCAAUACAAGCAGAAGGCCUUGAUCCCUAUGGAAAAGUGCAGGCACUUAAGACUGGUCCGCAUGCGGUGCAUCUCUGUAAUUCUUCCCCACAGAUUCAGGAUUGUUGAAACCACGAGCAGAUUUCUUUUAUCUUUUAUCUUUUAUCUCCUUUUUACUUUUUUAACCCUGUACAUAUUUUGUAGAGAAUGUUGCUGUAAAUGUUUAUCAAUGUGUUAACCAGCUGUACAGUAAAUAUCACAGAAUGUUAAUGAAGUUGUGUUUCAAACCGCAUAGAUCUUGUAAUAAGGGUUAAUCUCACUCAUUCCACAAAGAAAUAAAUAUUUGUACUUUUUAUUUAUGAGUUUGCGUCACAGUUUAGCAUUAUUGUUUGUAUGUUUUCUACUGGACGAUGUAAUGUUUUGUAGCUAUGUAAUAAUGAUACCAGUGGAUGAAUUGUGUGGUCGUCAGAGGGACCACUGCACUGGUCACCAUGGUGAACACGAGGCAUUCCACACGUGUAAAUAAACAGGCUUUUCUAAA
Messenger RNA from Sardina pilchardus (European sardine), 4107 nucleotides. RefSeq names its product BRF1 RNA polymerase III transcription initiation factor subunit b (gene brf1b). The record is from RefSeq and is a predicted model, not a curated record. The coding region runs from base 116 to 2305 and encodes 729 amino acids. The transcript is spliced from 19 exons. Gene Ontology annotation, biological process: transcription by RNA polymerase III; DNA-templated transcription initiation; transcription preinitiation complex assembly. Gene Ontology annotation, molecular function: RNA polymerase III general transcription initiation factor activity; TBP-class protein binding; RNA polymerase III type 3 promoter sequence-specific DNA binding. NCBI's taxonomy places the organism in Eukaryota, Metazoa, Chordata, Actinopteri, Clupeiformes, Clupeidae. Gene Ontology annotation, cellular component: transcription factor TFIIIB complex; nucleus; transcription preinitiation complex.